CCGGCGCCCGCUCAUUGUGGAAGCUACCAUGGCGGUGCGCGCAUGCGUGUUAGCAAUACUUCUAUCAGUCUCAGCAGUAGCGUCGCGGGAGUGCAUAGAACUCACCUUACCAGAAAACACAUUCAAUGGAACAGUUUUCAACUCGACUUUUUUGAGGGUGAAAAAUGAGACAGUGCGACAGAGUGCUCAGUUCAAUGUUCUGCAGCUGUGGGACCUGUUCCCGAAGGUUCCUGUGCCGAGGAAUGGGACGACGCAGCAGUGCCGCCGGGACAGCCAGCUGUAUCUGGAGAGCUUGGACCGCCUCGAGCUGUGGGCGCUAAAAAUGUUCGACGCGACGGCAAAACUCCCGUCGGGAAUUUUGAACGGCAACGGAAACCAAUAUGGCGACUUUGACGAAUGCCUCAGCAUAGAUGGCGCUGUGCGCGGGAAGUAUUGCCUCGCCUCUUUUGACAUCACCCUCGGUGGAGACGACCACAUGGACCAGCUGGACUACUUGGUGCACAGCGGACAUUACAUUAAGAGUAAUUUGACAGAUAUGGGCCACCGCCUGCCGCGGUUUUCCAGCCUGCUAUACGGAGUCUGCAUGCCGAGCUCAUGCAGCAGCUUCGACCUCGAGGACGAGUUGUCCCACCGCCUGGCGGGCCUGGGCGUCAGGGUCAAGGUCCACAACACCAUGUGCACCGUCAAGAAUGUCAAACGACCGUACUCGUUAGGAAAGACGCUCUCUAUCACAUUUUUCCUGGCAGUAAUACUGCUGCUCAGUUUGGGGACUAUUCUCGACGAGGGCACCGAGGCGGCGACGAACUUCGAGAAAUUAUUGAAUGCAUUCUCACUGAAAAGGAACUUUCGAAAACUAUUCGAUUUGAGCGAUUCACAGACGAGAAUAAAGGGGCUGGAUGCUUUUAGGGGUCUGAAUGCCCUGGCGCUGCUCAUUGCGCAUAAAUCCAUGGCCCUCGCGCACAACUCUUAUGUCAACAAACUCACCAUGUCCGAGGUGUUCGGCAUGCGGUGGGCCGUGAUUGGUCGCUCGGCGAUCCUGUACACCGACAGCUUCCUGUACCUGAGCGGGUUCCUGAAUGCUCACAACCUGCUGAGCGAGCUCGACCGGAAGGGCACCAUCGACAUCAAGAGCAGGCUCAUCUCCAGGUGGUUCAGAUUGUUCCCGCUAUUCCUGAGUCUGAUGCUGUUCUGUACCUACAUCCUGCCGGAUGUGAACUCCGGGCCGCAGUGGAACCUGGUGGUGGAGGAGCACAGCCGCGUCUGCGAGAAGAACAUGUGGAAGAGCUUCCUCUUCAUACACAACUACUUCGGCUUUGAAGAUAUGUGCCUGACCCACACGCAUCAGAUCGGCAUGGACAUGCAGCUGUACGUGGCCACACUACCGCUGAUGCUGCUGCUGUGGAGGUCCAGGACCGUGGGCUGGUCCGUCAUGUUCGCCAUCGCGGCUGUCUCUACCGUGCUCCGGUACAUGGCCAUCUACUGGCAUGAUAUCAGCAUGGUCGUGUAUUAUGGUGUUUCAGUGUCUAAACUGUUGGACGCAGCAAGGCUCUGCUACAUCCUGCCGACCCACCGAGCCACUAUCUACUUGAUCGGGGUGCUCAUGGCAUACUUACUCAAGACUAAGAAGAUAUCCAUCAAACUCUCAAGCGCGCAAAGGACCCUUCUCUGGAGCUUCUGCCUGGUGGUGGCUGGCUCCACCAUCAUCAGCCCCUACGAGAUGGGGGUCCCGGGCUACCAGUUCCAGCACCUGCCUGCCGCCAUCUUCGCCGCGCUGUCGCCCAUCCUGUGGGGACUGUUUAUGAGUGUGGCGCAUUGGGCCAUCUGCAAUGAUUAUGCUGGAAUAGGCACGUCAUUCGUGGAGUCUCGAUUCUUCAAGUUCUUCAACAAGAUCGCGUACGGCGUGUACCUGACGCAGUUUCCCAUCUUCUUCUACCACGUGGGCAUACAGAGGAACGCCGACUACUACUCGCCUCUGUCCUUGUUCAACAUUCCAGAAAUGCUAGUCGUAUUCGCCGUGUCGGUGCUGGCCACGGUCGCCAUUGAGAUGCCUUUCAACGAGGUCUACAGAAUAUACUUCGGAAAAUCACAAACGAAAUUAAAGGACAAAUGAAACAAACAAAAUCAAGUAUGACUGUGAAAACUGUAUUAUAUUUAGUUGUAAGAUUUUAUGAAGCUUAAAGAGCCAAAACAUCACUUAUUUUGUAUGUAUUUUGUAGCUGUUUUUAUACGUUGAUCGGAUAAUUAGACUAUAAGAUUGAAUAAGUUAUUAAUUAUAAUGUAAUGCCAUAAUUA
This is a messenger RNA of Plutella xylostella (diamondback moth), 2292 nucleotides long. It is a transcript of the gene drd, whose product is annotated as drop dead. The record is from RefSeq and is a predicted model, not a curated record. Lineage: Eukaryota; Metazoa; Arthropoda; Insecta; Lepidoptera; Plutellidae. Gene Ontology annotation, molecular function: acyltransferase activity, transferring groups other than amino-acyl groups.